This is a messenger RNA of Sitodiplosis mosellana (orange wheat blossom midge), 2137 nucleotides long. RefSeq lists its product as uncharacterized. The record is from RefSeq and is a predicted model, not a curated record. Bases 98 to 1207 code for a protein of 369 amino acids. NCBI's taxonomy places the organism in Eukaryota, Metazoa, Arthropoda, Insecta, Diptera, Cecidomyiidae. The transcript has 3 exons.
UUAAAAAAAGAAACAAUAGAAUCAUAGUUCUUUUGAUGUUGAUGGAGAGUGUAGCAUACAUCCACCAGAAAAGCAAUUGUUUGUGUAGCCAACAAAAAUGAAUUCAAAGCUUUCUACCGGCCAGAAGUGUCACAACAGAUCUGAUCAUAACGACAAGUCUACUCAGAAGAAGCGUAGCAAGCUAUUGAAAGAGACAAAAAUUACGGACAUCAAUUGUGAUUGUCUUGAGAAAAUUUUCGAGUACUUGGCCAUUGGCGACCUUUUGAAUGUGGAUGAUUCGAAUAAAUGGCUCAAAUUGGCAGCUGCCAUAGUUUUCGGUAGAAAGUUUGGCCAUAAAAACGUCAAAAUAACUGAUAUUUAUCCAAAAUAUGGGGCACUUUCUGAACGUGAUGGAACAAUUGUAGUUGGCGGAUUGAAGACAUGUCUACAGUUUUUGCGAUGCUUCGGUGAAUCUGUGAAAAAGUUGGACGUGUCCUUCGUUGACUCAACCAAGAAGCACCACUCGCACGUUGACGAGUACAUAAACGACUACUGUGCUGACUCACUGGGGCAGCUCAGAGUCUAUGGUCGGUUAACCAGUUUGAUGAAGGAUAUAAGCAAACCAUUUUCAGCUGUUGAAUCUCUUUGCUUUGAAGAAUGUGUAUUGGGAAGCAAGUUGACGCAAUUCAACGUAUGGUUCCCGAGACUUCGACAUUUGGUGCUGUUCACCAACUGCUUGAAUCCCACCAGUAUCCAGGUGUCAUUUCCAUACUUGGAACACUUGGCGACUGAAAUCAAUCACGGACGAUCCACUGAUAUUGGAACGGAAAACCUGAAAAUGGCCUUAGGCGGUAAUCCACAGUUACGAAGCUUGUACAUUCGGGUUGAUACUGCUGAAAAGUUCGUGUUUGAUGAUUUCAUCGAGGUCAUCUGCCAAAAUCCAUUUAUCGACAAUCUUCAGACGCAUUGGUACUAUACACAUACAUUCCAUAAUUCAGAUGUUCUGUGUCGAAUUGCGAAGGCACUGCCAUCCCUCACAGAGCUCCACUUCACCGGAUUGGUGUUUAAAAACGUGGAAAUCGCACGAUUUCUGGAUCAACACAAAUCGUUGAAGAAGUUUUCAUUCGUACUUUCCAUGGGAUAUGCUUACAAAUUUCUGCAAAGCGUUUUAGGUAACAUCUGGAACGUUUCCAGAGACCGAAACAAUCUCAUCACUCUGCAACGUUGACAGGAGAAGGAAGGAAGAAUGAAAAUAUUGUCGAAAAUAAUUCAAGAACACCAGUCAAAAAGAAAAUUACCAUAUUUCUUGUCUAUACUUUUACUUUCCAAAAAUAAUUUACAUAUUUUUUUAAAAUCAAAUUUCCGCAAAAGAUAUGCUCAUGAAUGAACUUGACACUUAUUCACGAAACAUUGCAUUGGCUUGUUGAUAGCAAUAAAAGGAAUUCACAUGUAACUUGAAAGUUGUUUUCAAAACGUGUUAUGAGCUGACGUCAGCAGCACUAGCUAACGUCAGCUGCUGAUAUUAGCUGCUGACGAGUAUGCUUUGCGUUGUUUUAACGCAUUUGCAGUACAAAAUUCAUAUUCCUCUCUGGUUUCCAAGCCAAAUUUCAUAUUCUCUUCAUUCAAAUUUGACUUGGAAACCAGAGAGGAAUAUGACUUUUGAACUGCAAAUGCGUUAAAACAACGCAACGCAUACUCGUCAGCAGCUAAUAUCAGCAGCUGACGUUAGUUAGUGCUGCUGAUGUCAGCUCACAACACGCUCUGGUUGUUUUCCGCGACACCUUUUUAAAAACAUUUCCAUGAAAUAUUCAAACUUAUAACGAACAAAUUGAUGUUGCUUUUUCAUAGGAACUAAUGUUUAUCGCAUAAUUGCCGUUGCCAAUUGACAUUUGCCAUAUUUUUUUUUAACUCGUAUUCAUAAUGUAUAAUGUCGACCAAAUCUUGAAGCUCUCAUUCAUUACGCUUUUUGAAAUACCUCAAGACUCGUUAAAAUUGCUUGGUGCAUAUAAAACAAACGGUUGAGCGCAUAAUGUUUGAUAGAAAAUGGAAUUCAGGCUAGCAGUCGUUCCAGUGUAAACUGUGCUCACAAUCGAAUUUACAAUUUGAGCCUUAAGCUCAAUUGAUUUCCAUGAUGGAGAAUAAGUGAUUCAUUUUUAAA